Molecule: messenger RNA, 2873 nt
Organism: Closterium sp. NIES-67
Lineage: Eukaryota; Viridiplantae; Streptophyta; Zygnematophyceae; Desmidiales; Closteriaceae
Source: the annotation of a GenBank genome assembly
AUCACGUGCUUUAUUAGUUCGUAUGCGCCGCGAUCAGCUUUCGCCAUCACGCCAGCGUCCAAAGCCAUGAAUUUCUAGCGGCCGAUUUCGCUCUACGACUUACCCAUCACCGCAUUGCCGAUCUCCAGUCACCAGUUUUGUGCCCUUAUGUCCUCUUUUCGCGCCGCACUAUACUAGUAGCAUCCAUGGCGCCUCCUGGCUUCAGAUCGCUUCGACAGCUUCAUGCGCGAUCCUCAAUCCUUCUCGGUCGCCGCGCUGAUCCGAACCACGCCCUCGCUUCUGUAGAUCUGUUGUCGAAUCAACUCGCGAGACUGCUGCAUUCGAGCGAUGCGCGAGGGACUCGCGACAGCCAUAGCGACAGUUGCGAAAAUGAGGAAGAGAGGGUUACCAAGAGCCUGGUAUCGGGUCCAACAGAAGCAGCUCCGAGCCUCGAGAGGCCGACAGACGAGCCGCCUGGGAGGACUGAUGACGCAACGGGGCUCGGAAAUGGCAGCAGCUUCGGAGAAGCAAGGAGGUUCGGAUAUCUGGAGGCCCGAUUCGGCGAGAUCCAGGCGGAUCGGGGCCUGCUGAGUCGGAUCAUUAACUUAGCGUCCGCCGCGGGGAACGACUCGUAUCCCCCUGACAAUAGUAAGUGCGAUAGCGAUAGUAGCAUGCGGGCGAAUGAUGCCGCGGACUUGAGUCGGAUCAUGAGCCUCGAUUCUGCCGAGGGGAGCGAGACAGAGAGUAGCGCCGUUAGCAGCAGCAAUGCUGCUAACGGCACUACCAGCAGCAGUGACAUCAGCAGCAGCAGGGAAAGCAACAGCAGCAACAACAGCAGUGAUCGCAGCAGCAGCAACAGUACUGGCAGCAGCGGUAUCAGCACCGACAGCGAUACUUGCAGCAGCAGCAGGGGCAGCACGAGCAGCAUUAGCAACGGCAGCAGCGGUGGCAUGGAUGGGCUCAGGCUUCUGCUGAGACGAGGGACGAGAGAGCGAGGGGAGGAGAAGCAGACUCUCAGAGGGAGGGGCUUUGGCAAACCAGAAGCCGCCGACGGGACUUUGGGCACUGUUUCUAUGGGUACUGUAGAAGAUGCAGCUGCACUCACUAGAAGGGAACCUUGGAAUUGGCAUCCAGCGAGGAAGGCUGUAACGAGGACGGCUGUGGAGUACCCGUGCUGUUACGGGGUGGAGGUGGCAGGGUUACCUGCGGACGUAUCAGAGGAGGACACGUGGGAGAUGAUGGAGAGGCGUGGGGGGGAGGUGGUCGAUGUGAGGCUGCAGAAGGGGACACGUGGCGGUGGGACACGUGGCAAUGGGGCACGUGCUGUGGUCUAUUUCAAAACUGAGAAAGCCUUUCUCGAUGCCCUUUCCUCGUCCUCUUCAUCUCCUUCUUCCUCUUCCUCCUCCUCCUCCUCCUCCUCCUCCUCUCUCUCCUCUCCUCUCCCCCUCCCCCCCUCCCUCUCUAUCUCUCCCUGCAAGCACACCCUCCCGCUCCUCUCCCCGGCCGCCCGGGCCCACGUGGAAAGGCUGACAUGGCAGCAGCACAUGACGUGGCAGCCGCAGAGGAGUGAUAAGCACACUUCAGAGAGGAGUGUCAGAAAUGGGGCGCACGGGAUAGAGGGCUUCUCAGCUCACAGCCAGCAGCAAGAAAGGCUGAGUUCUUCUGACGAUUUUCUCGAGCUUCUCAACUCCCAGCUGUCCCGCUUUCCACAAGCGCGCUCCAACCGCAGUUCACCCUUUCCUAGCAGUAAAGCUGCUGGUUUAGGCUUGGAACGAGCAGGCUCGGCAGCAGCAGGUCUGGGAGGUGCAGGCUCGGGGAGGUCAGGUUCGGAGGCGGCACCAUCAGCAGCAGGAGGGGUGGUGGAAGGAUCGGUAGCAGGGUUUGUGCCCCCAACUACAUGUUCCCCUUCCCCUUCCCCUUCCCCUUCACCUUCGCCUUCAGCAAAUUCUGUUUUUUUUACAGUCACACUCAGUAAUGUCUCGCCGUUGGUCAGUGUAGCCCAGAUUCGGGCAGCUCUCGAAGAAUUUGGGCAGGUGGACAGCCUGCGAUUGGAGCAAUCUGCUGGUCGGGCAGCUGCUGAGAUCUUCAGUACAGGGGGUGGCGGUAGAAGCAGUGAGAGGGAGACAUCAAGCCCCACGGUGUCAUCGUUGCAGGCUGUGGUGACUUUCCAGACGAGGCAGGCACAGCAAGCCGCCCUGUCAGCUCGCAUCCUGACUCUUGGCAGCACCACAGCACGCAUCCGAGCCUGUCCCGAAGGCUUGGAGCCGCUUGUGCUGCGGUUCAUGUCCAAAGCCAGCCCCCGGACCCAGGUUCGGCAGCAGGUUCGGCAUCCUCUGGAGGACCGGGAUCUCCCUUGGCCGCAGGAUGUUUCUGUGCUGGCUGUUGAGCCGCGGGGUCCUGGAGUGUACGAUAUUACGAUUGCGGUAACCAACGACAGUUUGCAAGCAGUGGCUGGUGUGAGAGACAGGCUGAAGGAAGGGAGUCCCCAUUGGAGCCUCAGCUUUCCCUUCGACCCCGUGAUGAACCCUUAUAAGCCCAUUGAGCCUCACGACCGAGAGAAGCAAAGGGCGCGGUUACAGAUGAUGCAGGCGAAGCUGGAAGGGAUGAGCAUGCAGUUACAACGGUUACUGGUCGAAGUCGAGGAUUUGGCGGAUGUUGUGGGCAGAGAGGUGGCAGCCUUAGAUGGUAGUCAUUGAACUGCUGACGGGUCUUGUGGUGCGAGGUUUUGGAAUUAUAGCUGAUGCAUUCUAAUCCAGUGGGCGAAGUCGGUUGAAAUGGGUUGGGUUGGGUGGGAGGGAAUUGGACCUAAACGCUGUAAGAAAUGGAAACGGUGGGUAGAGGAAGAAUGACCUCCAGCCCCACCAUGUACUGCAGCUGGAGAAGGGCGAUGAGAA